CUCUUGGACCUUUUAUCACUCAAGCAAAUCAAGCAGGGACAGAAUCACUGACACUGGAUGAACGACUCUUUUACGUAGAUCUUCUUAAAGCACAAGCUAUCGAAAUUGAUUCACAAACACAAAUGCUUUAUCUAAUGUCUCGAACUUAUGUAGAUAUGUCUACGAAUUAUGUGAUGACUCGUCUGGCUGGUCUCUCAAAAAUGCUUGCCGCGCGUGACGAUAAUGAACGAAAUCAAUUUCUAGCACAGUUGAAACAAGAGACACAAAGGACACAAGCAGCCGUCACGGGUUUAGUUACCGAACUCGAAAACUUUCUAGCAAAACUUGGUGGACCCAAUGCUGAUGAUCAGGCAGCAAUAGAAGCUGGCCAAAAAUUACUUGAAAACAAAUUAUAA
Messenger RNA from Adineta ricciae, 395 nucleotides. The record is from the annotation of a GenBank genome assembly. NCBI's taxonomy places the organism in Eukaryota, Metazoa, Rotifera, Eurotatoria, Adinetida, Adinetidae.